AUGACGACAGAAAAUAUAAUUCCACCGCCUUCACCAAUAAUGGUCAAUCAAUUUAAUUUAUCUGCUAUUCAAAAAGAUUCAAUUGAUGAUCAACUUUCUUCAAAUGAUAUUUGUGCUAUGUUCGAUGAAUUUCUUAUUGAAUUUGAACAAAUGGAAAAAAGUGGUGUAACAACAAUAAAUAUAUUUUUAGAUGCUGUAGAAGAAAUAACAAAUGCUGUUCUAGCAAUUUUACCAUAUAAAUUACUUGAUCCUAAAGUUCUUUCUCAUCCACUUAUGCAUUUUCUACAUCAAAUGCUUAUCGAUAUAUUACUUAAUUGGCAGGCAUCGGAAAUGCGUCUAAACAUUCAAGAAUCAGAUAUAUUUCUUAAGAUUGUACUUAUUUUUGUUCAUGCUGCUGAACAAGCAUCUGCAGCUAAUGCUAAUGCAGAUCGACAAAGAAUAACAGAUCUGUUAUCAACAAGACAGUUUCUCAGUUUAGUACGUGAACAAAUCGAGGAUUCUGCUAUGAAUAAAUCUGGCAUUAAUGAUGAUCCAAAUAUAUGUACAUUAGGUUUGUUAACAAUAAAAUUAUUGGAAGGAUGUCCAUUCUAUUAUAGUAUGGAACGAAAUGCAAAUUUAAUUGACACUUUGGUAUUGAAUUGUAUUGAUUCAUAUGAUUAUGUUUAUGCAAUGCGUCAACAACAAUAUGGUGCAUCACUUACUGAUAUCGAUCGUUUUCUUUUGUUUACUUGUUGGGAAUAUAUGCCUGUCGUUGUUCUACCUUCACAAUCUUCAACGAACUCAUUAUAUAAAAUCGAUUCCAUUUAUAAUAUUUAUGAUGAACUUUUAACACGAUUUGAAUAUGCUCUUGAUCAAUCAUCAUCAAUCACAUCUUCUGAUCUUUCUUAUACUUUCGAACGAUAUCAACAACUUCUCAAUGUUCACAAUCUUCCUUCUUUCGAUAAACAUG
Molecule: messenger RNA, 949 nt
Organism: Rotaria sordida
Lineage: Eukaryota; Metazoa; Rotifera; Eurotatoria; Philodinida; Philodinidae
Source: the annotation of a GenBank genome assembly